This is a messenger RNA of Fomitopsis serialis, 514 nucleotides long. RefSeq lists its product as uncharacterized. The record is from RefSeq and is a predicted model, not a curated record. The transcript has a single exon. Lineage: Eukaryota; Fungi; Basidiomycota; Agaricomycetes; Polyporales; Fomitopsidaceae. Bases 26 to 262 code for a protein of 78 amino acids.
GGAUGUGUGGCUGUCCUCGGCCGUUAUGCGCAUACUGGAAGUGUGGCUGCCCCCGACCAUUAUGCGCAUACUGGGAGUGUGGCUGCCCUCGACCGUUAUGCGCGUACUGGUUGGGUGGCUGCCCUCGACCGUUUUGCGCAUACUGGGUGUUCGCUUGGCCUCGACCGUUUUGCGCAUACUGCACGUUCGCGUGGCCUCGACCGUACUGCCCACGACGCGCAUCGAACUGUCCCCGACCACGAUGGGUGUGUGGUACGAGUAGAGGAACGUCUGGUCGUGCAAAGGAGCCUAUGGCCAUUACAUGCCUAGGCGGUCCAUCAUACGGUCUGGGCGCUGGUAACGACCGGGAUGGGCCAGGGACGAUCACGUCGCCAUCGUCUUCCAGCAGCAAGGAUGGCUGUGGGUGCAUGACAGAGACCUCGGACGCACGCGGGAGGUCAUCGGUCUCCCGACGGCGGUUGCGACGCUUGCUUCGAGCGUAAUCGGGGACUCCAUCUUUUGGCAGGGAUGGAAC